AUGCCGAGGAAGAAGCCCUUUAGCGUGAAGCAGAAGAAGAAGCAGUUGCAGGACAAACGGGAGCGGAAGAGAGGGCUUCAAGAUGGGCUGCGCUCCAGUUCCAACAGCCGCAGCGGGAGCCGGGAGCGGCGAGAGGAACAGACAGACACCUCGGACGGGGAGUCUGUGACCCAUCAUAUCCGCAGGCUUAACCAGCAGCCUUCUCAGGGGCUGGGUCCACGAGGCUACGACCCAAAUCGAUACCGACUGCAUUUUGAGAGAGACAGCAGAGAGGAGGUAGAGAGGAGAAAGAGAGCAGCCCGGGAGCAAGUUCUACAGCCGGUCAGUGCUGAGGUGUUGGAGCUGGACAUCCGGGAGGUCUAUCAGCCUGGCUCAGUUCUGGACUUUCCUCGACGUCCUCCUUGGAGCUAUGAGAUGUCCAAGGAGCAACUAAUGAGCCAAGAGGAACGGAGCUUCCAAGAGUAUCUUGGGAAGAUUCAUGGGGCUUACUCCUCUGAGAAACUCAGCUACUUUGAGCACAAUCUGGAGACAUGGAGGCAGCUGUGGCGUGUGUUAGAGAUGUCUGACAUUGUCCUGCUUAUCACUGAUAUCCGACAUCCAGUUGUGAAUUUCCCGCCAGCACUUUAUGAGUAUGUGACUGGAGAACUUGGGCUGGCCCUGGUGCUGGUUUUGAACAAGGUGGAUCUGGCCCCACCAGCUCUUGUGGUUGCCUGGAAGCAUUAUUUCCAUCAACACUAUCCCCAGCUCCAUGUCGUCCUUUUCACCUCUUUCCCUCGGGACCCCCGCACCCCACAGGACCCUAGUAGUGUCUUGAAGAAGAGUCGGAGGCGGGGGAGAGGAUGGACUCGGGCCCUGGGGCCAGAGCAGUUGCUGAGAGCCUGUGAAGCCAUCACUGUGGGGAAAGUGGACUUGAGCAGCUGGCGGGAGAAGAUUGCUCGGGAUGUAGCGGGGGCCACCUGGGGUAAUGGCUCCGGGGAGGAGGAGGAAGAGGACGAUGGCCCAGCAGUCUUGGUGGAGCAGCAGACUGAUUCAGCAAUGGAGCCAACCGGCCCAACCCGAGAGCGCUACAAGGAUGGGGUGGUGACCAUCGGCUGUGUGGGUUUCCCUAAUGUGGGAAAGUCCUCGCUGAUCAAUGGGCUGGUGGGGCGGAAAGUUGUGAGUGUCUCCAGAACCCCAGGCCAUACCCGAUACUUUCAGACCUACUUUCUUACUCCCUCCGUGAAGCUCUGUGACUGCCCGGGCCUCAUCUUCCCAUCUCUUCUGCCUAGGCAGUUGCAGGUUCUGGCAGGGAUCUACCCCAUCGCCCAGAUCCAGGAGCCCUAUACUGCUGUGGGCUACCUGGCCUCCCGAAUUCCCGUGCAGGCCCUGCUCCACUUGCGCCACCCAGAGGCUGAGGACCCCUCAGCGGAACACCCCUGGUGUGCCUGGGACAUCUGUGAAGCCUGGGCAGAGAAACGUGGUUACAAGACAGCCAAGGCAGCUCGGAAUGAUGUGUACAGAGCAGCCAACAGUCUCUUGCGGCUGGCAGUGGACGGCCGCCUCAGCCUGUGUUUUCAUCCCCCAGGCUACAGUGAACAGAAAGGCACCUGGGAGUCCCAUCCAGAGACCACGGAGCUGGUGGUUUUGCAGGGCAGGGUGGGGCCAGCAGGUGACGAGGAGGAGGAGGAAGAGGAAGAGCUGAGCAGCUCCUGUGAGGAGGAGGGAGAGGAGGACCGGGAUGCGGAUGAGGAGGGAGAAGGGGAUGAGGACACCCCAACCUCAGCUCCAGGGUCCAGUUUGGCUGGCCGAAACCCUUAUGCCCUGCUGGGUGAGGAUGAGUGCUGA
Molecule: messenger RNA, 1824 nt
Organism: Macaca mulatta (Rhesus monkey)
Lineage: Eukaryota; Metazoa; Chordata; Mammalia; Primates; Cercopithecidae
Gene: GNL1
Product: G protein nucleolar 1 (putative)
Molecular function (GO): GTPase activity; GTP binding
Source: RefSeq, marked provisional